GGCCCCGCCUACCCGCGCGGGGCACGCCGGGAAGGUGGCGGAGGGAGUGGGCGGGGCCAGCCGAGGCUUUAACUCCCGGCAGGCGCUGUGGUGGGGUCAGGGGUCAAGGGGUGGGGCCGGCGGGAGCGCGGCCGGCCCGCCCGGCUGCGCACAGGGCCACCCUGUGCCCUGUGUCCCCUCCUGCAGGGAUGACACCCUGGGGAACAGGCCGGCGGUGACGAUGACGGAGCCGGAGCCGCUGCCGGCGGAUGAGGACGAGGACGCCGAGGAUGAGGAGGGUGACGAAGGGGACCUGGCGGGGCGGUUCCUGCGGCUGGAGCGGGAGCAGGACGCGGAGCUGCGGGCGCUGUCGCCCUUCGGGGCGCCCGUCACGCACGUGUACCACCCCCUGCAGUACGCGUGGCGGCCCCAUCGCCGCUUCGUGCGCCGCUACCUGCGCACCCCGAAACGCGUCCUGUUCCUCGGCAUGAACCCCGGCCCCUUCGGCAUGGCCCAGACCGGGGUCCCCUUUGGCGAAGCCUGGCACGUGCGGGAGUGGCUGCGCGUCACCGGCGCGGUGACAAAACCCCCCGACGAACACCCCAAGCGCCCCGUGCUGGGGCUGAGCUGCCACCGCUCCGAGGUGAGCGGCGCCCGUUUCUGGGGGCUCAUCCGCGCCCUCUGCCCCGACCCCCGCGUCUUUUUCCGCCACUGCUUCGUCCACAACCACUGUCCCCUCCUCUUCCUCGCCGCCAGCGGCCGCAACGUCCCCCCCACCGAAUUGCCGCCCCCCGAACGCGACCGGUUGCUGGGACCGUGCGACCGGGCGCUGGCGCGAGCCGUGGGGCUGCUGGGCGUGGGGCUGGUGGUGGCCGUGGGGCGCUUCGCCGAGCGGAGGGCGCGCCGGGCGCUGGCGGGGGCGGCCGUGAGGGUGGAGGGGUUACCCCAUCCCUCCCCCCGAAAUCCCCGCGCCAACCAGGGCUGGGAGGAACUGGCCAAGGCCAGACUGGGGGAACUGGGAGUGCUGGAGUUGUUUGGGGGGCAGGGGGAGGAGGGGACUGUGCCUCAGUUACCCCAGUUGGGAGGAAAUUUGGGGCAGCUCCCAGUCUGCCCAGUUUAACACUACACUUUUUUUCCUAUAAAAUCGCCCUUUUUGGGUUUCUUAGGGUUUUUUAAGCUUUUUAACCGCGGGGUCUAGGGCGCUGUGUGCUCUUGGUGGGGGAAACUGAGUCACAAGGGGACCCCCGGGUGCUCUGUUGUAUCCACCCGUGCCUCAGUUUCCCCUGUUGACAAUAAACGCUGCAUCCCUCA
Messenger RNA from Columba livia (rock pigeon), 1290 nucleotides. RefSeq names its product single-strand-selective monofunctional uracil-DNA glycosylase 1 (gene SMUG1). The record is from RefSeq and is a predicted model, not a curated record. Gene Ontology annotation, molecular function: single-strand selective uracil DNA N-glycosylase activity; oxidized pyrimidine nucleobase lesion DNA N-glycosylase activity. The coding region runs from base 221 to 1099 and encodes 292 amino acids. NCBI's taxonomy places the organism in Eukaryota, Metazoa, Chordata, Aves, Columbiformes, Columbidae. Gene Ontology annotation, biological process: base-excision repair. The transcript has 3 exons.